UUCCCUUCUCGCCGGUGUACUUCAUUUGAUAACUCGUUGCAUAGGUGAUUGGUUACUCACCACAGUGUCCGCAAACUGCCUUUUUCGGACUAACUGAUACCCUGACCUUGAUUCAAAACCAUAUACUGAAACAUGCAGCGCCGCAUCCGAAAUGCUGCUGACGGUGUUGAAGAGCCUGAAUUUCCCAUUUUACGAGGAGCAAUGAAUGCAUUUCCAAUGGCCCCAGUUCGCGCCGCAAAUCCUCCGCCUCCAAGAAAUUUCCGUCGAAGUUCUGCAAGACUCCGAGCAGAAUCACCAGACACCGCUAUUGAGUAUGAUCAAAAAGAGCUGGAUGCACUAGAACGGAUGAGAGACUUAGCUGAUCGUCAAAUGAAAGGUCUGUCCUUCAUAAAUGACAUGAGAAAGGACUCUUCUUUUGUGGUGGUCGAUGACGAUGUUCGCGCUGUACGCGAAGCUGAAGAGCGAUAUCUGAACAGGGAGGUGGACGCCCACUUGAAAGCUAUCUCCGAGGGGAAAAUCAACCGCGCAGCUAUUUUACUAAUAAUGUCACCGUUGUGUAAUUAUGUGGAACGAUUAGAAUUAGAAUUGAAAAACACCAGAAAUUUACUCUCUGACAUCCAAGGUCGACAAGCGGACCUAGCUGCUGAAUUGAAACAUGUCGAAACUAUGAACAAUAUUCUUAAAAAAGGAACUCACACCAAAUCUUGACUUACUAACCACUCUACAGCUCACUAAUCCUCC
Molecule: messenger RNA, 741 nt
Organism: Cylicocyclus nassatus
Lineage: Eukaryota; Metazoa; Nematoda; Chromadorea; Rhabditida; Strongylidae
Source: the annotation of a GenBank genome assembly